UCGAUUUUUCCCCCUUCCCUGACUCACCUCACAGAGAGAUCACGCGGCGGCCAUGGAAGGAGAGGUGGACAAGGAGGAGCUAGCGUGUAUCCUCAUUCGUGCCAUGUCCGCCGCGAAGAACGUCGUGGCCCAGCGCGACCGCCUCCUGCAGCUCCGCCGCCGGCUGCAGCUGCGGAUCGCCGGAGACGAGGACGCGGCCAGGAUCCAGGAGGAUGUCGCCUCCGGCCUCCACAAGGUCUACUCCAUGGGCCUUUUCCACGGCGCCCGCUACCUCGCGGACUGCCUCGAGAUGGCUUCCGAGAACCGCGACCGCUUCUCCUUCAGCAUCCCCGCCUUCGCCGUCAUCCCCCACGAGCAGCUCUACGGCCUGCUGCGCCGGCAGUGGCACUCCCGGCGCCCGACCACCCUGGUCCAGGCCUUGGCCCGCAUCGAGUCCGCCUACUACGCCGUCAUGCUCCCCUUGGAACACCACCUCCCCCGCUGCAUCGAGUUCCUCGUCGGCGUCCGGCCACCGUCCGUCACCCCCCAGACGAUCGGAGUCAUGACAGGCUACCCAGAUGACCUGAUAGCCGCCGCCAACGAGCACCUCCGCCGCCUCGCGAAUAGACCGGAGGGCAAAUUCCCCAACCCCGCCGCCGCCGCCGCCGCUGGCAAGCCCCCUCCGGAGGAAAGCAGCGUGGACGUGGACCUGGCGCUCACCUACCUCCAUCGCUCGUGCUCCCUCACGAGCCUCGCCGUCAAGCACCUGGACGUCGCCAUCGCCUUCGUCUCCAGCUUCCUCGACCCGGACGAGGUCGCCAAUAUCUCCAAAUGGACCGACCAACGUACAUACUACACCUCUGAGGAGGGGCCUUACCCACCAGAUGAAAGAAACUGCUUGAAUUGUUGAUCCAAGCCGACGUCGUCCAAGCUCCAACCUUUUACAGCUGCAGUUCAGUUCGGUCAGAUAAUCUGCUGCUACCAUCUACAGUAUGUUCCUUUUUCUGGACGGCCGUGUGGUUAUCCAUGUUUAAUCCCAUCAGGAUAAUGCUGUAAUGUCAUACCUGCACCUUGUCGAACCGAAUUGCAGCUAAAUUGGCAUUUUGGUCAUGCUAACUUUUCCCAA
Molecule: messenger RNA, 1105 nt
Organism: Lolium rigidum
Lineage: Eukaryota; Viridiplantae; Streptophyta; Magnoliopsida; Poales; Poaceae
Exons: 2
Coding region: 53-889 (278 amino acids)
Source: RefSeq, a predicted model, not a curated record